CACACACAUAAUUCAUUAAAUGUUUAAACUCAUAUCCUUGUGUGGCGUGGUCCUUGCUGGUGAACAUAAAGCGAGCCACCCUGUGAGUUAUGUUAGUCCAUAACCUGGUGGCCUCCUGUUGCUGAGCGUCAGCAGCGUUCUCUGGUAUUUAAGCGCCCGAGGGGCCAGCUGGACUUCUUCAUAAAGCUGCUGAAGCAUGUUGGGACAUUUUUGGAGCUUUUGGUGACCUGGUGGGUCCUGAGCGGUAAUUAUCUGUUUACACUUCUUCUCUGUUUUGGCUUCUUCAAACAAGACGUUUGUUUGGUUCUUGUGCUCCACUGCAGCACCAAGUCUCCAAACUGAGCUGAGGUGGAGGACACAGGAGGAAGCUGAGAGACGCCAACAUGGUCCCACUGAGGCUCGUUGCGUUUGGAUUGCUGGCUGCAGCUUGGUAUUUCACUCGUGCUGCUGAGGGCGAGGUCAUCUAUGCGUGUCAUAAUGAAACAGCUGAGAUGUCGUGUGACGUCGGCAGUAAGAUAAAACUGGAACACAUCCUGUACAAGGUCGGGGUGGGGACGAGGUGUGGGGAGGGGAAACGCCACCCAGACGAAGGACCCUGCACCUUCCCCUGGGCGGAGAUGGUGGUGGAGGACCUCUGUGGGAACAGACGCUCCUGUAAGGUCCCCGUCACUGAGUGGGUGUUUGGAGAAUAUCCCUGCAAAGAGGAGACCAGGUACCUGGAGGUCUCCUACACGUGUGCCACACCACCUCCUCCCCCUCCUCCUCCACCACCUCCAACCAAACCUGACUGUGAAGAAAAACCAGCCGAUGAGGCGUGAGGAUCUUAAACUCUGAGUUCAUCACAUUGAAACAGAACAUGAAGAAGAUGCUUCAUCACCAGUUAUUGUUUAUGUUAGACCUUAAAGUUUCAUCCAGUGUUAGAGGAGUCAGACGUGUCUGAAGUCACAUAUCUGUACAUGAAAAUAUAUCAGAGCAUGUUUACUUCAACUGAAGAGUUCAGACUUUGUUCUUUUUAUGAAAUCAGUGUUCAUUUCUUUACAUCUACAGUUGAAGAUACUUCCCCUCGAGCUUUAUCAGCAUGUUAGGUUUGUUGUCAUGUGAAUAAAACCUGUUAAAAUCUGCA
Molecule: messenger RNA, 1123 nt
Organism: Notolabrus celidotus (New Zealand spotty)
Lineage: Eukaryota; Metazoa; Chordata; Actinopteri; Labriformes; Labridae
Product: L-rhamnose-binding lectin SML-like
Exons: 7
Coding region: 384-818 (144 amino acids)
Molecular function (GO): carbohydrate binding
Source: RefSeq, a predicted model, not a curated record